GAACCAGUGCAAUUACUUCGGAGCUGGGCGGAAGGCCCGGUCGGCAGUUGGGAGGGUUGGUUUCCAGGACACAAUGCCGUCUCCGUUCUCCGUCACCUCCUUCCCUGUCAGCAUCCCUGCGGUGAUCAUGCAGACAGACUGGACCGAGCCAUGGCUCCUGGGGCUGGUUGUCUUCCACAUGCUGUGCCUGCUGCUCACCUGCUUCUCAGCCCAGAGGUAUGGACUGCAGAUCGGUCUCUUCCUGAGCCUAGCGACCUUAGUCUACUGCGCUGAGUACAUCAAUGAAGUGGCUGCCAUGAACUGGAGGUCAUUUGCCAGAUACCAGUACUUCGACUCCAGGGGGAUGUUCAUUUCCAUAGUGUUCUCGGCUCCGCUGCUGCUCAACGCGGUGAUCAUUGUGAUCAUGUGGGUGCGCAAGACUUUGAAUCUGAUGACCGACUUGAAGAAGGCACAAGAGAAGAGGAAAGAGAGCAGGAGGAAGAAGGCGGAGUAACACCCGCUCCGGAUCCUACAUUGUUUGUCCCUCCACUGUGGCAGCUUCCAGGGUCAAAGUGUGCUUGGCCCAGUGUGUAAAGCUGACUCUGGGUCACAGAAGGUUUUUUUGAUUUUAAUGCUGCAGGGAGAAACGCACACUGAAAUGGUUUCUUCAACCCCAUGCUGAACCCUCUGGUUCUGGACCCACCUUGGGUGGAUUCAAGUCCUGGAGCCCAGCACACCCGCUUCUUGGGCAGAUGGUGGCAUUUUCUGAGUCAGUGCUGGUUAUGGGCCCUCUUGAGACUGAUGUGGGAAACUGCAACUUCUGUCCUCUGUGCCAGGUCUACAGCCUGGCACAGCCACGGACAGCUCUUCUCUCAGGACUUGUGGCGAGGUAGAUGACACCUUGCUUGUGCCUGGAGGAGGGCCCCCUGGCUCCCCAAAAACGGUCAUGUGCUGCAAGAGAUCACAGGGCUGCGAGAGUGUGCACACACUUGUCAUGACCUGCUUCUACAAGGCAAGCCUGAGAGCUUGGGCCACGUCACUGAUGUGGCUUUGGGUUAAAAUUUGAAAUAGAAGCUGUAAGGUCAGGUCUGUACAGAAGAGAAUAUGGUUUUAUUUUUAUUUUUUUCGCGACUAUGUUGACUGAGCCCUCUGAUUUUUCUACAUUUUAAACUGUAAGUACAAAAGCACUCAGUUUAUGAGCUAUAUUUUGUUUUCACAAAAAUAAACUUUAGUUUUUAAACUUUGUAAUCAAGGUCCUGUUCCGGCCAGUGUUGCACUGUGAGCAGCUGUCUUCGUGUUUUGUCCUCACGCUGGGAGAAUCUGGCAAGCCAGAGUUAUCAGCAGAUAGUCCUGUUGACAUUCGCAGUGUGUGUGGAGUGACCCUGCUCUAUAGAGCCUGCAGAAUGUGGGCUGGGGUGGGCCACAGUGACCGAGAGCUUGCCUGGCCACACGGGACCCUGGGCCUUUCCCUAGCAUCACACACAAACACGCACAUGUGCGUGCACACACACAGGCAGUUUGUGGUCUGUGAGCUGUCCUGUGUUCAUUCUGUACGGUGAAACACUCGUGAUCUGCCAAUUACAUUAGCAGAUGUCUCUACAUAUGUUGAUGUGGUCUGUGGGGCCCUGUUUAUUCCUAUUCAAUAAAAUACAUUGUGAUGUUGUA
Octodon degus (degu) is the source of this 1644-nucleotide messenger RNA. It is a transcript of the gene Tmem18, whose product is annotated as transmembrane protein 18. Lineage: Eukaryota; Metazoa; Chordata; Mammalia; Rodentia; Octodontidae. The record is from RefSeq and is a predicted model, not a curated record. Gene Ontology annotation, cellular component: nuclear membrane. Bases 74 to 493 code for a protein of 139 amino acids. The transcript has 5 exons.